This is a messenger RNA of Amorphotheca resinae ATCC 22711, 667 nucleotides long. RefSeq lists its product as hypothetical. The coding region runs from base 36 to 602 and encodes 188 amino acids. Gene Ontology annotation, molecular function: succinate dehydrogenase activity; electron transfer activity. Lineage: Eukaryota; Fungi; Ascomycota; Leotiomycetes; Helotiales; Amorphothecaceae. Gene Ontology annotation, biological process: tricarboxylic acid cycle; mitochondrial electron transport, succinate to ubiquinone. Gene Ontology annotation, cellular component: membrane. The transcript is spliced from 3 exons. The record is from RefSeq and is a predicted model, not a curated record.
UGGCGACGCUCCAAAGGAACAUCACCAGAAUCAAGAUGCUUGCGCAAAGAGCCACCCAACAAUCGCUGCGCCGGCUUGCUGCCGGCCAGCCCUCCAUGAUCGCCCAAUAUGCCAUGAAGAAGAGCUUUGCUCCCGCGGCAAUUGGAGCCUCGAUCCAGACCCGACCUGUGGCCACCCAGAAGAUGACCCCCGAAUCCUCCUACCAGAUUCUCGUCGAGCAACGCAAGCACCGUCCUACCUCCCCCCAUCUCGCCAUCUACAAGCCUCAGAUCCCCUGGAUUCUGUCCGGCCUGAACCGUAUCACUGGCUCCGUCCUGUCUGGCGGCUUCUACAUCUUUGGAUCUGCGUACCUUGUGUCUCCGCUCUUCGGCUGGCACCUAGAUUCUGCCAGCAUGGCGGCUGCGUUUGCCUCUUGGCCCGUGGCUCUUAAGGUGCUGACGAAGUUCGCUGUGGCGUUCCCUUUCACAUUUCACAGCAUUAACGGAGUGAGACAUUUGGUUUGGGAUUUGGGCAAGGCUUUCAAGAACGAUGCUGUAAUCAAGACCGGAUGGGCGGUCGUGGGUCUGAGUGUUUCGAGUGCGCUUGCUUUGGCCCUCUACUAAAGGGUGAUGUUCGCGGGGUGAAGGGAGAUCGAAUGGAAUGGGUGGGGGAAUUCGUGUGAAGAUAG